AGGCGUGGAGCAGCCUAGUACACUCGGCUCGCCAGGCGCAGCAGCCGGAGCGGGGAGCUUCCGACGGGGUGUGCGGGCCGGGCCUGCGGCCCUGCGCUUCGCUUCUUUCUCACACACUUCGGCCCCACGCUUUGGGUGGAGGUGGACGUAGCUCACCGCCACACUACCAAGGGAGAGCGGCCGCCGGGGAGCACGCAGAAGGUUACUCCAGGCUGCGGGCGGGGUGGGGCGGGGCGGCGGGGACUGGGUUCCCCUCGCCCGCACCCCGGCCGCGCCUGUGACGCCCCUCCCUCAGCUCAUGGCACCGCCUCUCCCCUGCGAUCUGUAGCUGCUAGCUCGCGCGUCGACUAUAGAUCACUCCUUUCUUUUCUGUUCCUGUUUUCCCACAUAGCCGAGCUCUGCUUUCUUUGCCCGCUCCAGUCCUUUUUAGGUAGAUCACUUUCCUGUCUGGAGAAACCACUGCACCAUCCCUUCUCGCGGCCCUUCUUAGAUCCCUAAGUAGGGGCCACCUCCUGCGCUUCGGGUGCUUGUCGCAUCCCUGCACUGAGAGGAGGGAAAGUGACUGCGCAGUUCUACUAGACCCAAAUGAAGCUUAUUCGCAUAUGGUACUUACUAUAUAUAGUCGACGCAUCCGCACGCAUCUCCCUUUAAACCGACAGGCUGUUUUUCCUUCGACAGCCUUGGCCGCUCACUUUUAUUCUCAUGUCACUUGUAGAAAAGCAAAGGGUAGCUGUGCUCAGUGGGACAGGGCUGGGUAUGGUUCAGUGGUAGAGCACUUGCCUAGCAUGCACAAGGUCCUGAGUUUAAUUCCCAGUACCACCAAGGGGCAUUCAUCUCUCUUUAGCCAGUACUAGCACCUACCUUUCUCUGACAAGACAAGGCAGAAUUCUGCCUCUACACUACUCCAGAGAGUUUCAGUAUAGUGACAAAAUGUCUGUACGGACAUCUUCCCCAGAUUCAUGUGUAGUAAAUACCUGUGACACUACAAAUACUUCAAGUGCCAGUAACAAUAUUGUCUGAGAUCUCCGGGAUUCCACCUCUUACAAAAAUAGUACUGAAAUUCUCAAGCGUAAAUCUAGUAUAAAGGGCCCUUCCUUAUCUUAAAUGAUUUUAUCUUUACUAAAGAAACCAGCUCCGCAACCUACUCGGGACCAAUUCGGUCUCUCUCGGACAGAAGCUUUCUUUCUCACUAAAUAUAUUCUACUCUUAAAAAGAAAGAAAGAUUAUAUGUGCCAACUCAUUCAGAUCAUAGCUUCAGUUCUACAGAUUACUGCAGAUUUUUGUUCAAAAUCAUCCUCUGUGGAGCCCUUUGGUCUGCUCAAUUUAGAGUAUUUCUUGCUCUUACUGUUGAGGGACGGAGUAGCUACAGAAUUUGUAGCUAAGUAGAGGUGUUACUCCUAGGAUUUCCAAACACUGCUCAGCUGUGCUUGAAUGAUAUAGACAUGACGACUUAACUCUGGCUGGCUAUUCCCUUAAGGAGUCUUGCUUACUGUCUCUUAAGAUUCUUAACCUUACUAAAGUUAGUCUAUUAGCCUGUUAAAGGUGUUUCUUAUAUUAGAAAGGUGAACACUUACUUUGGCAAUUUGCCCGUAGCUGGAUAGUUUCCUUGGCAGCUGCUGUGGGUUUUUAAUAGUCUUGUGGAAUUACUCAGAAGUAAUCUUAGUUUUUCCCUGGUGAUGUUACUAUUAAUUUUGUCAGAUACUCAUCAUAGACUCUCACCUUUCUACAGGUGAGAUAAGAUUCUGGUACUGUUCAUUAUUCUCAUCUUGUGUUGUGCAGAGAACUAAUGUGUCCAUGACUUCUAUUGCCAUAAGGGAAGUUAGAAUUUGGACUGAAAACUGGGCUGGGGAUAUAGCUCAAUGGCAUAAACACCUGCCUGAAAUUUUUCACUUUAAAAUAUUGUGCUGGGAAUCAAAUCCAGGGAAUAGAAAAAUUUUUUGCUACUAAUCAAAAGACUUAUUAAAAUUAAUCAAUUAAUUUUGUGAUACUGGGGAUUGAACAUAGGGCCUUCAUGCUGAGCUACAUCCCCAGCCCUUUAUUUUUAUUUUAAAAUAGUUUCUCACUAAGUCACUUAGUUUCCCAGGCUAAUCUCAAGCUUGCAAUCCUCCUGUCUCAGCUGCCCAGAGUGCUAGGAUUACAAAAUUUAUUUUAAUCCUAAUCCUGUAUAGAUGGAGACUUGUUUUCCUCUCCUUCCUCCCGAAUUUCUUCUUCCUUUUCUUCCUUUUCCCUGAAGUUAGAGGAAUUUCACCUUGCUAUUCUGUUUAGGAAGAACGGAUUAUGACUUCCAGCUGACAUUUAUGAUUGGAGAAAGAAGGAAAAGGGGCCUUCCAAGUACAUUUAUCAUGUAGAGAUUACCCACUCUUUUAUUCAGCUUUUUAAAAAUUAGAUACAAUGUAUUCACUGCAUUUGGGGAGAACUCCAGUGGCCUUCUGUUUUGUCACCAGGCAGGAAAGGAGACAACAGGUUAAAACAUACUGCUUUUAAUCCUUUAUCUCUGAUUUAGAUGCUAAAUGCUAUAUAAUACUUAUCAAUAUUUUCUCAAGAGGUAGCGAGGCAUGGUGUUGCAUGUCUGUAAUCCCAGCACUCAGGAGGCUGAGGCCGGAGGAUCACCACAAAUUUGAAGCCGCCCUCUGCUACAUAGUGAGUUCAAGGCUAGCCUAAACUACAGAUGAGAUACUGUAGUUUAAAUUCUUUUUUUUUUUUUUUUUGUCUUUUUACUUUUUAUCAGUACCGGGGAUCGAACUCACGACUGCCUGCUUGCAAGGCAGGCGCUUAUGCCGCUGAGCUAAAUCCCCAGCCCCCAAGAUACUGUAGUUUUAAAAAAAAAAGAAAAGAAAGAAAGUUGCCACCUUUAGGUAUUUGCUAUGGGAAUGCUGGUGAUAUCUCAAAAUUCCCUAGUUCUUCAUAGUAGCUGUCUGCAUAACUGACCACAGGAUUAUUCCUUUGGAAACAAACUGUAUUAGAAGAUGCUGAAUAAUGAUGGAACAUUUUAAGAAGCCCCCAAGUAAGUGGGGUGCAAAGUAAAGGCAUUCAUUGUGAGUUACUAGCACUUCUCAGAUUUGAACUGCAUACUUUUUUUUUUGGUACUGGGAACUGAACUCAGGACCUUGUGCUUGCCAGGCAGGCACUUAAACCUCUGAGUUAUGUCCUCAACCCCUUCUCAGAUUUAAAAAAUAGAACAGUUUUGUAGCAUGUCCCUGACAAACUUACCAAUGUUAAGACUCCAAGCAUGGCUUCUUUCCAAAAGCGACAGAGUGCUCUUACGCGUUUAUUAUAACCUGGGAGAGUUUCUUGUGUGAUUCUUUCAUCCUCCCAUUCUGUGUGCCAUUCAUUGAGGGCAUACUGAAUGAAUUCCAACUCCUUCUUCUGACACCCAAGGCUUACCAAGGUCUGGUUCUAGCUUUGCUUUCCGGUGCUGUUAGUCUGCAGUCCCCUAGUGAGUGUUCUCUUUUACAUAUCUGGAGGAAAAGUGCUCAUUAGGCAACAGAUACAGGUAUCACUAUGGAUAGGCAGAUGUCAUUACAUAGAACUGCCAGUACUUCAUAAGCUUGCAUCUGCCCGUUUUACUCUAUAUUCUUAUCAGCAGAAGUGUUUGCCUGCCUCUCCUUACCUGCCAUGUACUUAGCCAUCACUCAUAGUUGAGCUCAAGUCCUGCUUCAGUUACAAACCCAUUCUUUAUCCUGCUUGUGAGAAUUCACUUUUCAUCCCUAUUUUGAUCCCAUGGCCCUUCAUUUUGGCCCCAUGUUAAGUUUGCCUUGUAUUUCUGUCUGCACAUCUGUCUCCUGGGAUAUUUUUUGGGAGACUUAACUUGGACUCUAUUUUUUCAUGGCACUAGGACACUGUCCUUGAGUUAUAGAAACAUAUGGUCUGAUGAUCCCCUGGAAGUUCCAGAGGCUGCUUAUGUGAAUAGUGUAGGAAGGAUUGUGUGGACAUAAUUGCUAUUUUUGAAAGACAAAGAUUGAAUGCUAACAACAAAAACUGAGUUUAUCGUUUACCUACCUUGAGGGAAUAUUCAACAUUUUGGUCAGUAUCUGUGGUAGUCACUUUCCUUAUCUCUGUCUGGAACACAGUGCCUGACACCCACAACAUAGACGAAGAGAGGUUUCCAUCUGCAGGAGGCUGGCUCCAGGGCAGGAGGCACACAGUGGAAAGUCCUGGGUGGCAAGCCGAGAGAGUCCUGGGAGAAGGCGGAAGGGGAAGGGUCCUGAGCCCUUCUAGGACAUGCCCCCAGGAACCUUCCUCUUUGGAGACCUCAUCUGCUAUCAGCAAGUUAGGUAGAAACCCUCAAUGCCAAUCACUUUCCAGAAGCUCUGCCUGAGGCCCUGGGGGAACAUCUAGAUAUAAAGCAUAACGAUGUCUUUUCUGUUGUUUGUUUCAUCCACACACACACUCAUAUACACACAGUACUUAUCAUCAUUUACUUGUUAUUGAGAAUCUGUUGGCUUGGACUGAACACUAUAGCAAUAAUGUGAGUCUCUACCCUCAUGUAUUCAGAAUUUGUUGGCAUAUGCUUUGUAUUUUGCAUUUUCACUUAGUGUAUCAUUUUCCUCCUGCCAUUGAAUGCUGUCCUUCCGUGGCUUAACAGAAUUUUAGCACAUAGGUAGAUGCUCUUUGACUGAACCUUUUGUUGUACAUUCAGGUCAUUGUCUAUUUUGCCUGUGAUUAUAUGACAACAGUAUGAGGACUAUUCUCGUGUGGUAUGCAGAAUUCUAAGAUGACCUCCAGUGGCCCUCACCUUUUAUUCCCCGACCUGUGAACAUAAUAAGAUAACACUCUGGUUAUGUUAUGCUACAUACCCGGAAAGUCUGCAGAUGAAAUCAGUGUUAAUCAUUUGGCUUUGUGUUCAUCAAAGGGGGGUAAUAUGAACAACCCCAACACAACACAAGGGCUCAUUAAAUGCAGAGGAUUUUCUCACACCAGUGGCAAUGCAGGAAGCCAGAUUCAGAAUGUCUAGGAGAUUCCACGGGAGAAAUUCUCUGUGGUAAGAUGAAGAGGGCUAUAGACAGGGACUUGAUGGGAUGCUCUGGGAACUGAGAGUGGUCUCUGCCAACACCCAACAAAAAUGCCAAGGACCUCAUUGCUACAACAGCAAAGAAUGAAUUCUCCAAGUGGCCUGAAUGAGCUUGGAAACAAAUUGUUUCCCAGAGUAUGCAGUUAACAGUCCUCCCCUGACAUCAGGAUUUCUGCUUUCUGAAACCCUAACCAGUGGAGCCAGGGGAACCCUCCGGACUUCACACCCCCAGAAGUGCGAGAGCAUCCAUGGCAGUUGUUCUGAGCCACUAGCACAGAGUAAUCUAUUACCUAUCAAUAACAAAUUAACACAUUUCUAGUAAGUUAUUUUUACAUCUAAAAUUAUUCUUUCAGAAUAAAAAUCCUAGACAGAGUCUAUCUGGAUAAGGUUAUGUAUAUUUUUAAGAUUUCAGUUACUAAUUUGCCCUCCAUAAGCUUGGUACCAAUUGUGUGCCUCCUAAGCACCUAUGUACUGUACGUUGGCAAACACUAGAUGCUGCCAUUCUGAUAUGCAAAAACAAAAGGUUAUCUCAUUUUAUUUCAUGAGACAGGGUCUCUCUGUGUUGCUCAGACUGGCCUCAAAGUUGCAAUCCUCUUGCCUCAACCUCCCAAGCGUUGGUAUUACGAGUACAUACCAUCACGACUGACAUGGUAUUCCUUUCUUAUUGCUGUUAGGAUUGAGCAUUUUCUUCAUUUGGAGUUCAGUGGUUAAGUCUUAUGUAGUGAAGCAACAGUAACUUUACUGUUGACAUUGGGAAAAUAUUCCCUAACACGCAGAAUAGUGUUUCUCUGCCAUAAAACGUUCAAAGGGCAAAGUGAUUAAAGAGCUUAGUUGAGAGGAUGAAUACUUCAUAGAAAUAAGAGUUACUGCCAUUUUUCCCUGCAAAAUAGCAUACCAGAUAUUGUAUUGUAGGAGGCUUGAGAACAUCCAUUUCAUUGGUUAGCCAGUGUUGAUACUUUAUGCUUUUCUAUAGGAAAAAAGUCCCUUUGCCUUGUUUGGAAUUAUAUAUUUUGAUUAUUUUAUGAAUAUAUUGUGAAAAAAUUUUCAUGAAAAAUUAUAACUUUGCUGUUUUGGAAGGAAAAAAUACUGUUAAUGGGGGCUAAGAUCUUUCUAUCACUCCUUUCAAUUUGAUCAAGAUAACCUAUAAUCUCUGAUUAUACAUAGAAAUUUAGUAGUCCUUAUUUGACAUGCUUGGGGCCAGAAAUAUUUCAUGUUUGAGGUUUAUUCAAAUUUGGAUUACUUGCAUAGACUUAACAAAUGAACAUCCAUAAUCUAUAAAUCCAUUGAAUUUCAGAUUUUUGGGUUAGGAAUGCUCCACCUGUAUGACAUUAUUUUAACCCAGAUGCAGUAAGAGGAAAUUCAAGUUUUAUAGAUACAUGAAGAAGAGUUUUUCCCGCAGCUGCCUGCUCAUAUCUCAUUUACCUAGAAAGGCUAGAACUCCUAAUCCUAUACUUCCAGGAGGCCUGACAUGGCUGUUUUGUUGUUUAUUUGUUUUGUUUUUUGUCUAGGUAGAUGUUGGAAAUACUAACUUGGUGUGAGGGGCAUAAAAUGUAUCACUGUGAUCAGAGAAAGUCCACCAGUGUGAUUUAAGGGUGCUAUAAUAUAGUGAAAAGAAUGUGGAGUUGGUGUUUUAAAAGCCUGGAUUCUGGACUGCACCCAACCACAUAAUAGUUUGAUCACUGAAAUCCAGCUUUAAUUUUCUGAUCAGUUAUUUGAAAUACAGAUAGUAAAGCAAUUUGGAAACCAAAACCCAGGAUUAUUAUAUGACCUUUUUUGUAUGAGUAUUCCUCCUUUAUUCCUCUGAUAAAAACUCCUUUGAGUUGGACAACAGAGACUGAAGUAUUUUGAUAAAACAUUUUGUCAAAAAAUUUUGUGCAAAAAAGAUGUUCAAGUCAUCAGCAAAAAACCCCGGAGUGCCCACCCUCUCUUGCCGUCCUCUAAUGAUCUUAUCUUGGACCCUGUCAGGCCAGAGCUGAAAGACUGAGAGCAUUUGGAGCCCUGUGACUGUUCUCAUGGUUCUGUUGAGUGAUGGAAGAGAACUCCGUGCUUUCACUGUGUGUUUGGAGAGAGAUUCUUGCUUCCAUUUGCAAGGGGAAUUUCCUAACAUCCCUGAAUUGUAGAGUCAUACAGCUGAAGGAUUUAAGGGAAAAGAUAAUGCUGGUGAGAUCAUUAUACAUUUGUCAAGCACUGUCUAUACAUGCUAAGUGCUUUGCAGUCUUUUACUAAAUCUCAUUGAAUAUGCAAGAACCCUUAUGAGGUAGGUCCUAUGGUUACCCCCAUUUUACAGGUAAGGGACCUGGAACUUCAGUGGUUAAGUAAAUGUCUCAGGAUCCCAUAAAUACUAAAUGACAUUAUUUCUCUGUUCAGAUCUGUAUAGGACCAAAGUCCUAUAACCUUAUUUAUACUAUGAUAAGUCCUUUUUUUAAUACUUGAGAAGUAGAAGUCCUUCGAGGGUAAGAACCAGAGUCACCCUACUUCCUACUCUGAGUCUAGAACCCCUGUCUACAUUAUAUCCUCUUAUUUAUUUGUUUAUUCCUAUUCAUUUUCUCAAGUAUUUGUGGCCCAUGUACAUUUUACUCAGGUAUUCAAUUGAUAAAUAAGUUACUGAACUUUUAAGCUUUGAGGUGGAAGGUCAUUUAGAUUUUUAAAACUGAAUUAUUAAUGUCCUGAAUUUUUUCUUAGUGAAGCAUUUUCUACCAGACUCCUAUAAAGAGCCAGUGUCUCCUAUGUGCUAUUAAAAGUCGAGCCUUGUGACCACUGUCUGACUGUGUGUUUUUCUUUUAGAGAAGUCAGAGAGUGCAGUAUGUGACCUCGUGUAAAAAUAGCCAUCAAGGAUCUAUCCAACAUCAUUUUUAGUUCUUUAGUUUUGGCGAGCCCACAUUUUAAAAACAGAUUGAAUUUGUCUGAUUUGUUUCGAGUAUAUAUUAGAACACAUUUGCAGACAAGUGGGGAUUCGGGUGCAGAGCAGAGCUAGAGAACUUUUACAGAGAGCCCUUCAGGUGAAAGAAGACAACUUCUAGAAGGAUUCUACCAUUUCCUUCUUUACCCUUGAAGAGGCUUGAAAAUGAAUGGAUAACAUUUCACAUGAAAUUUUUGAAUGUAUUUUCUCCUUAUCUGUGAGGCCUUCUGCGGAGAAUUAAUAGGAGGUAGUUGAAUGCAUGCAUAGAUAAAAUGGGUCAUCUUAAAGGCUUGCAGUUCCAAAAAUACAUGGGCAAGACUGGACAGGUUUGACACAAUGAGAUUUCUAUUUUAGCUUGACUUCUGGAACCGAAUACACUGUAAACUGAACUGUGCAAAGUCCGAAGAAGGAAGUUUCUCUUCUAAAACAUUCUAGUUGCAUAUAACAUUCUUCUCCUUCAGAUCCUUUUGAGAAAAAUAUAUUUAGUCAUCAGUUUCCGGAGGAGUAAGACAUUUCCAACUUGUAAUCUAUGAAGUGCGAUAGAAAGCAAUAAUCUAUAUUUUACCGAAACACGGGUUUAAAGAAACAGAGGCAUGGCAGGAAGCGAAGAAAGCGCUGCAGCUGUGCAGGCCGAGGUGGCAGAGGCUGCUGGGGCCGCCUCCUCUCUGCCGGCCACAGUGAAGAAAAAGAAGAGCCUGUCCAUUGAGGAGAAGAUUGACAUCAUCAAUGCCGUGGAGAGCGGCAAGAAGAAAGCAGAAAUUGCGGCUGAAUAUGGAAUAAAGAAAAAUUCACUGUCUUCUAUUAUGAAAAAUAAAGACAAAGUCCUAGAAGCCUUCGAAUCUCUGAGAUUUGAUCCAAAAAGGAAAAGACUGAGAACUGCUUUUUAUACCGACCUGGAAGAGGCAUUAAUGCGGUGGUAUCGGAUCGCUCAGUGUCUAAAUGUACCGGUUAAUGGCCCAAUGCUGCGUCUCAAAGCUAAUGAUUUUGCCCAGAAGCUGGGCCAUAAUGAUUUUAAGUGCAGUAACGGUUGGCUGGAUCGUUUUAAAUCUAGGUACGGCUUAGUAUUCAGAGCUCAACCUGCAGAAGCUUCAGGGAUUCCUGUAGAUCCUUCAACUGUGUGGUCUCAAAAUGUGCUUCCUUAUUAUUUAAAUGAUUACCACCCUAAAAAUGUUUUUAACAUCAAAGAGACGGCGCUGCUUUAUAGAAUGUUACCUACCAACACAUUUGCAUUUAAAGGAGAAACAUGUUCAGUCGGAAAGUUAUGCAAGGACAGGAUAACUCUGGUUGUUGGUGCAAACAUGGAUGGCUCAGAGAAACUUCCCUUGCUUGUCAUCGGCAAAAACAGGAACCCGCAUUGCUUCAGAGGUGUAAAAUCACUGCCUGUGUAUUACGAAGCUAACAGAAUGGCGUGGAUGACCUCAGAUAUCUUUGAGCAAUGGAUGCAGAAGCUUGAUGAAAUAUUUCAAGCCCAGCAACGAAGAGUGGUGAUUUUUGUUGAUUCUUUUCCUGCACAUCCAGAGGUCAAGAGCCUAAAAUCCAUUGAGUUAGCGUUCUUUCCAUCGUGUUUAUCUGCCAAAUACAUAGCUAUGAAGCAAGGAGUUAUCAAAAGUCUUAAAAUUAAGUAUCGACACUGUCUCAUCAAGAAAUUUUUAAACUCCGUUGAAAGUAGCAAAGAAUUCACCUUUUCACUGCUAGAUGCGGUGGACACAUUGCAUCUCUGCUGGAGGACUGUGACCACAGAGACUAUUGUUAGAAGUUAUGAAGAAGCAGGAUUCAGAUCUCAGAAGGAAGAGCGUGGCCCAGCGGAUGGACAGACUGCUGGUGGUCUGGAUCCGGUUGCGCAGGCCGUAGGGGCAGGAGUGGAAUUUCCGGAAGGUUUGUCUAUAGAGGAGUACGCGGCCCUGGAUGAGGACCUGGAAACCUGCGAGGCAGCUGCAGACGACAGCUCUGAAGGCACCGAAGAAAGCAAAGCAGACGAGCCUGGAUUUUACAGUUCCGAUGAGGAGGAGGACGGCGGAGCUCUGGAAACCCCACCACCUUUACCAUCAAAGAAUGAAGCGGUGAUUGCCUUGGACACUCUUAAGAAAUUUCUGAGAAGCCACGAGAUAAAGGAUGAACUUCAGAAUUCUUUAGCAGACCUUGAAAAUUUUAUGAACUCUUUGUCACCUACAUAAUUAUUCGUUGUCCAUCUGAAGAAGAGUUGCUUUUCUUGAUGUAUUUUGUUAUAAAAGGUAUGUGAAGGGGAAUUACCUCCUAAAGGUUAAAAAAAAUAAAAAACUAGUAAUCUUUGCUUUAAUGCAAAAGGCUUUGGUCAGAAUAGCAAAGCUCCCAAGUAAAUGAUGAUUAAAUAUAAUUAGGUGAAAUUCUACAGCAAGAUUGAGGGGAGCAGGAAGCAUGUUUCAGAAGCAUUGUAUUUGAUACAUGUAGUGUAUAUAAAUAUAUAAAAUGACUGUUCAGUUAUCUGCUUUACACACACUGGAAUCGGUGACUGCUCUGUGUUUUAUAAAGUUCAAAUCAUAUUCUAGAAUACUUUAUCUGCCUAGUGCCUAAGAAACAAAUAUCAAUAACUUAGAUAUUUAUUUUUAUAAAGAUAUAUAUAUACAUAUAUAUGCCAUGUAUCCUGAUAGACUUUAGAGUAUCAAGUAUCAAAGUAGUUUUAAAUUAUUUUUCUUAUAGCUAAAUUUCUUAAAAAGAAACUGGGAAAAGCUACUAAAACUAGACACAGUGGUACACUGAAAAUAAACUCUGAUAUAGCUAUAUACCAAAAUGAUUAAAAAUAUAUGUGUUACUUUCAGGUUAUUUUUACAAAAGGUCAAAUUAAAGAUUAUGACCAUAUCAGGGUUUUUUCAUCUAUAGUCAGAAAAUAUGGAUCCUUCUUAAAUAUACAUGUGUUAAAUGUAUGUGUGUGUGUUUAACAGAAAAGUGCUUUCUUGCAACAUUUAUUAAACUCUUGUGAUAUUUAUAUUUUAACAAGAUUAUUCUUAGAAGAUUGAUGUACAAAUACAUGUACUAAAAUAAUGUAAAAAUACAUUUACUAAAAAAAGAAAAUAUAUGAUACUUAGAUAUUUUUCUAAUUUUAACAUCUUAGGGUUUUAAUCUAAAUAUUAAUAAUUUUCUUGGUUUAUUGAAUUUUAUUUUCAGAAAAGACAAAAUGUUCUGUCAGCAUAAUUUGAUGUAUUUAAUCUUCCCCUUCCAAAAUUUAAUGAGUAAUGUUUUGGGUUAAAAUUCUGCUUAAGGAAGUUUUAUCUGUGAAAUGCUUUUUAAACAACUGUGUGAAAUUAUUUAACCUCUAGUGUUUAAACAGUAGACAAUUAUAGCAAUGCACCAGACUUGUCCCUGUUACAUUUUAAACACUAUCCCUAUUUAUUACAGCUAAGUAGUGGACAGUUUGGAAAGUAUUUUGUAAAAAUAUAAAAUACACAGAUAAUUUUUGGUAUGAAUUACCAAACAGAUGGCAUUCACUUGAAAGAAAUAGUUACAGAAAGCAUUUUUAUUUUCUUUUGUUGAUUUACUCUUGCUUUUGAGAUUUACUAAUAGUAAGACUUUUAUAAUGAUAUUAAGGGAGUCUCUUUUGAAGUGAAAUAUAGAUUAUUUAAGUUAAAAGCAUUUAUAAUGACUUGAUUUAGAAUUUUAAUUUGAUAGAAUCAUGAACCUAAAAGGAACUCUUAAGACUCUCACUUGUAACCAUAAUACCUCGCAUAUUAUGAGCCUUACAUGAUUUUUUUCUUUCUCCACAUAAUGCUUUUUGUUCUUUUGAUUGUUGAUUAUCUCAGAUACUCUAUGAUAUAAGAAUUAUCUUCAUAUUUACAAAUGAGGAGAUUAAAACUUGGAAGGGUAAAAUGAUUUGGUUAAAACCUCAGAGUCAAAACUAAAAUGCAGUAGUUCCCAUCAUGUAGUCCUGCAUCCCCUUCAUCAUGUGCCACAGUGCUUUGCAUCUGCCCUGAAUAAAAGAAAAUUCUACUCUUUUCCUUUGAGGAUUUAGUGGAUCCCUCAAGGUCUUACCUGAGCAAUUACUAAGGAAAUACCGAGAUACCUUCUGAUUUAGUAAUUGUUUUCCACUCUCCUAGAGGUUCCUUUAUAUUUCUGUUGAAACUAUUUAAAAUAACUUUAAUAUUUCUGAAGUGUUGAAAGCACCUAUUCUUUUUCUCUCCAAAUGACAGGAUCAAUUUCUUACUUGUAAAUACCUAUGAGUCAUAAUAAAGUUAGACAAAAGUGCAUAAAAUUUGAAUAAGAAAAAAGUGCCUGGAGAUUUAAAUUCAAAGAUAAACUUUAAGUUGUUAAUGCUGUGCACUUCCCUGUGUAGUUUAUAAGACAUAUAGAUUUAAACAAUUUUUGGAAAAAGAAUGUAGAAAUUAAUAUUCUUAGUACAUAAACAAUCACUACGGUGCACCUCCUAAUUUGUCUUCUCUAUACAGUCAAUACAAAGUCAGAAAUAAAUGUCAUUUGUCAUUUCAAAAAAUAACUUGAUUUAUAGUCUACCUGUUUUAAAUUAAAUGUGUCCUUAGUUUCAUCCUUACUGCCUUAUAAAGUUCUCCUGUUUCAACGGUGUCUGCUUCUUUUUAUUUCAUCGAGAGUGAGUCUUACAUCAAACUGAGGACAUUGUUUCACAAUCUCUGGCUGUGGAACUACUAGUGAAAGGUUUGGUUCAGGAUAAAAUAGGACAGUGGUAAAAUCUAGGCCCGUGGGUCUCCUGUUGUCUACCUGGCCUCUCCAUUAGACCUGUCCUCAAGUCUCAAACCUUCCUUUUGACUGUACAUAAGGCAGAUUAAUUGGGUAGGAGGAGGAGAAGUCCCUUUGGUGGCCCAGGUUAGGGUCUCCAGUUCUGUGGGGACGGAUGGUGAGAGGUUUGACCCUCAGAAGGGCCAGUGGCACAUCAUUCAGCAGUUUCCCAACCCAGGGCUGGGCUGAAUCUCCGAGGCUUUGGAAGUGACCUGAGCUAAGCGUAGCAUGGAGUGAAUCAGUCAGGAGGUUCCAUCAGUUGCUAAGAGAUGAUCCCACCACCUUAAAGCUUAGGUUGGAAGCCAUGGUGUUUGUGUAGGUUCUCAGAAAAGAUUUCAUUCGAUUACAUCAAAUCUAGCUUUGAUUCUGUACUUCCUUAUUGGAAGGCAUGUACUUGUCAUUCUCAGUUUGCUCCACUCAGAAAAAGAGACGGACACUUCCUUUGUAUUUAUUUUGAGGAUUCAAGAAAAUUUGGCAUGUGACUGCAUACAGCAAAAUGAAGUUUUCCACAGCUAUAAAGAAUGGCUAGAAAGGUUACUACAAAAUAUGCCCCAGUGUUAUGCUGUAGUUGCUAAAUAUCAGUAACUUUUUUUGGAUGUUGAAGAUGGAAACCUGAGCCUCAUAAAAGCUCUACCACUAUGCCCAUAGCCCCAGCAAUAGUUUUAUUGUUGUUCUUCUGUGCAAUAAAAUAGUGAAGCUAUGUGCAAUUUACCCGCAGAGUUCAAAGUUUCAUUUUGAAUGAAGAAAUGGUGACUCUCGAAACCUUUUAUUUUUCCUGAACUGAUCUUGUGCAAAGCUCAUCACAAAGUGGUUCUUUUGCCACAUUAGCUGAUUCAAAUUCUUUGUGUUUUGGUUGCUGUAAUUCUCUUGUGAAACCUGGUAACCCAGAGCAUGAGGACAUGCUAGCAAAUGUUUUGCUGUCAUAGUCUGUUCGGUCUGCUGUUACACAAUACUAAAGACCUAGUGACCUGGACAGCAGAGGUGUAUUUGCUUGCCUUUCUGGAAGAUAGGGGGUACAUCUUAGUUAUGGAUGAGGCCUGUCCCCUUGGGUUUCAGUCCUAACUCUGUGCACAUGACCUCUUCGUGAGCGUGGAGAAAGACAGUCUUUUUGAUGUCUCCUCUUGCGAAGGUAGGAAUGCUGAUAGAAAAACCCCAAAAGACCCAAUUAUGCAUUUCUGAACUUCCGAAUCUGCUCACACUGGGGUUUCAGAGUUCAACAGAUAAGUCAGUGUGGGGAGGGGCUCCCUAGUACAGGUAAAGAUAUUCACAUAUUUAGUUUGGUAGUUGCUAAAAAAUUAAGAAGGAAUGCAUGUUUCAGAACCAGUUCAUCAGCCAUAACCAUCAGCAGGAACUU
Molecule: messenger RNA, 13983 nt
Organism: Cavia porcellus (domestic guinea pig)
Lineage: Eukaryota; Metazoa; Chordata; Mammalia; Rodentia; Caviidae
Gene: Tigd4
Product: tigger transposable element derived 4
Exons: 2
Coding region: 8504-10084 (526 amino acids)
Cellular component (GO): nucleus
Molecular function (GO): DNA binding
Source: RefSeq, a predicted model, not a curated record